UAUGAUUACAAAAUAUUUAAUAUUACGAAUAAAAAAUGUUUUUUAUUACUUAAAAAAUAAAAAUAAAAUUACAUAUACGAAGUAUGACAUAUCAAAUUCAAAUCACACUCUAAAAUGAUAAAUUAAAAUUACAAUUAUAAACACCAUAAAAUGCGCAAAUUGCCUCGGAUAUUCCUCUUAGUUCAAGACAACAGCUGGACUAAGACGUCUUUACCAACGAGAAAAUAUUAUGUCAACUCCAACUACCAGUUUACACUGAAUACAUAAUUUCGAUCAAUCUGUGUAAUGAUGGAAAAUGGAAGAGUGAGUUUAAAACGUGGAAUCCAAAUAGAAAAAUACAAUUCGAAGAAAAAGAUAAGGUUCCAUAAAACAAAACAUCACGGAAGGCUAUUGAAAAAUGUGAGGUUAAAAUCAGUGUUGAAUCAAGUCACAUCUGUAAAUAGUUCAUCAUGUACCUCUUCGCGGGUACCUAGUCCUCAAAUUGACGAUGUGAAGAAAUGUAAUCGGGUGGCUAGUUUGGGAGAGGACGUGAAACUGACUUGCUAUCCAAAAACCAGGAUUUCUUCAUGUCACGAAGGCGCAGAUAUAAUGUCAGAUGACUUGGAUAUUACCGAUUCGAGGUCGAAGUUUUUGGCAUAUUUGGCUUUCAGCCGUUUUCUGAAAAAUGCUCUGGAACGAAAGAGAGAGGGUUCGGAGUCGCAGGAAGUCCAGCUGACGUUCAAAAACGCACAGGUAGACAAUUUGAAACUGCAAGUGGUAUCGUUGAAGUCACUCCUGUCAUCCGAUCAGCGAAUAAUGGCGAGCUCUAUUCGAGAAAUAACCCUCUUGAAAAACCUCCUAGCAGCGCUUCAAGAGGAAUUCAACACUGUCAAAGCUGAAAAGGAAAUACUGGAAGAAAAGACAGAACUCCUUAGUGAGGCAUUGUCUAGGACCCUGACUGAAUUAAACAACGAAAAAAACAAUUACAUUCUCGCAAGGAGCGAAGCUAUUGCUUUCGAAGCCCAACUGGGGAAGGAGAGAGAGAAGAUAGCUCAACUUAAACAAGACAACAAGUCACUCCUUAGCAAGCUGGAACAGGAGUUACCUGGAAGCAGUUCGAGCGAUGCUAAAAAGUUAAAACCAAAAAAUCUUAUGCUCGAACUAGAUUGAUCAUGGCAGGCUAUCGACGGCAGACUUUUCCAGUAUUUUUCCUAGUUUCCAGUGCCAAAGGAUCCAGGAAAACCAGAUACAAAGCCAAGACUAUUAAUUCUAUCGAGUAAGAAUGAAAAAAUAAAUACAAGGAUAAACAGCAAGUCGAGAGCUCUAUCAAGUCAAGAAGAGAAGCCAACCACAAUUAAAGGGUGCUGCACUGAUUAUAUUUUUUAUCAAUAAAAUGAAAAACGCACUUCACCGUAGAAAUAAGAUACAAUGUAGAAUCCAUAGUUGCAAACUCCCAGAUAUAAUAAACCAUCCAAUUACAACAA
Nezara viridula (southern green stink bug) is the source of this 1463-nucleotide messenger RNA. NCBI's taxonomy places the organism in Eukaryota, Metazoa, Arthropoda, Insecta, Hemiptera, Pentatomidae. The record is from the annotation of a GenBank genome assembly.